This is a messenger RNA of Lactuca virosa, 1053 nucleotides long. The record is from the annotation of a GenBank genome assembly. NCBI's taxonomy places the organism in Eukaryota, Viridiplantae, Streptophyta, Magnoliopsida, Asterales, Asteraceae.
AUGGGAAGAGGAGGAGCCCUAAGCGAAAGUGUUUUGAAGAAGAUCAUCCUCUCCUACAGCUACGUCGCCAUAUGGAUCUUCCUCAGCUUCACUGUCAUCGUCUACAACAAGUACAUACUCGAUCGCAAUAUGUACAACUGGCCUUACCCAAUCUCACUCACUAUGAUUCACAUGGGUUUCUGUUCUUCAUUAGCUUACAUUCUCGUCAGUGUACUCAAAGUCGUCGAACCAGUUCAAAUGACCCUCGAUGUGUAUCUCAAAUCCGUUGUCCCAAUCGGUUUCCUUUACUCUCUUAGCUUAUGGCUCUCCAAUUCCGCUUACAUUUACCUUUCUGUUUCGUUUAUCCAAAUGCUCAAAGCCUUAAUGCCUGUCGCCGUUUACUCCAUCGGUGUUUUGUUCAAAAAAGAAGGGUUUAAAGGCCAAACGAUGAGCAACAUGCUUUCGAUCUCUUUUGGGGUUGCGAUUGCUGCUUAUGGUGAAGCCAAGUAUAAUUCAUGGGGUGUUACGUUACAGCUUGGUGCUGUUGCGUUCGAAGCUACUCGUUUGGUUUUGAUUCAAAUCCUGUUGACAUCGAAAGGCAUUACGUUUAAUCCGAUAACAUCUCUCUAUUAUGUCGCUCCUUGUUGUUUGGUUUUCUUAUCUGUUCCAUGGAUUAUCGUGGAGCUUCCCAAAUUGAGGGAUACUUCUAGUUUCCACUUUGAUUACUUCAUCUUUGGGACGAAUUCGAUUUGUGCUUUUGCUUUGAAUCUGGCUGUGUUCUUGCUUGUUGGGAAGACAUCUGCGUUAACGAUGAAUGUUGCUGGGGUUGUUAAAGAUUGGUUGCUGAUUGCUUUUUCUUGGUCGGUGAUCAAGGAUACAGUAACUCCGAUCAAUUUGUUUGGUUACUUGAUCGCUUUCAUGGGUGUUGCUUAUUAUAAUCAUGCCAAGUUACAGGCACUUAAGGCUAAAGAAGCAGAGAAGAAGGCGACUCAAUUUGAUCUUGAUGAUGAAUCGGGCAAGAUUUCUUCAAGUUUAGAUAUCUGGAAAUUUGGGUGCUUGAUGAUGUGUUCUUGA